AUGGACGGGAAGAGAAGAAAGCCAAGAACGAUCAGAAGGAAGAAGAACCUGAUUCCAAUGCCUCAGGUCACCGCGCAGCUCCGGCGUAAAAGGCAUCCGCUCGGCGGCCAGUUCGGGAAAUCCUUCACGGUCCGCCGCUCCUCCCCUCUCGAGCUCGCGCGUUUGUUGAAUCCGGGCGCGACGGCAGCGGACUUCUCCUCCACGACCAGCCUACAUCCCACGAGCUUCACCAUCCUGGCCCACACGCGUGCGCACACUCUCACGCUUGGCCUGGCCGAAGAACUCGAAGUGCUCAUCUUCGUGUUCGAGUCCGACGCGAUGAGGCCGCGUGGACGCGCGUGGCCGUCGACGCUGACGCUGGGGGAGGUGAACAGGAGGCUGGUGCGGGUCUGGACGGCGUGCGAGAUGGCGAGGUUUAAGUUCAGGAAAGGGUGCCUGACGUUCUACGUUUACGCGGCGAGGGCGGUGGGGGCGGCCGGGUUCGCGAAGGCGGAGGAGCUGAGGAGGGUUCUGGAGACCGUGGUGGACCUCAAGGACUUCUUGGACCACACGGCGAUGCUCGCCGUGCCGAGCCAGCGGAGCAUCCAGUUCUCGAGUCCGGCCACCAUGGCGUAUUGAUCGAUCGGUCUCUUUAAUUUCUAAUUGAUUGGUUUUUCUCGAUUUGUUUGUUUCUAUUCUUCGGGUUCGAUUGAUUCGGUCAUCGCAUGAUUCUGGAUCCCUGUCCAAGAGCUGGUGUUAUUGCUUUACACGUACGUACGUACUCCUUAGACGCCUCGGUUAGGUUUUUUUUUUUUGUGACUUUUUUUAUCCUUGGUGAAAAUUUAGCAGAUUUUACCGCUAGGCGAAAUUAACCCUCAUUCAGUUCGGGUUCAAUUCGUUCUGUCAAAUGUAUGACCCUGAAUUCUUUGCUCCUUGAGGUAUAUAUUGAUUUUGUGUAUGAGAUUCUUGAUUUGUGCACCAUCUCA
This is a messenger RNA of Asparagus officinalis (garden asparagus), 965 nucleotides long. RefSeq lists its product as uncharacterized. The record is from RefSeq and is a predicted model, not a curated record. NCBI's taxonomy places the organism in Eukaryota, Viridiplantae, Streptophyta, Magnoliopsida, Asparagales, Asparagaceae.